GUGCAACCAUCUUUCUCAGGACUUGAGGGUCUGGUGUUCACAUCCCUUCCCUGAGCUGCCCACGGGGUAAUGGCACUGCCAAGAAAGCCUAACAUGUUUGAUCUGGGCCUGGGCACGUGGAGCCUUAGCUCCCAGGAGGAGAGCCAGAGGGCGCAGGGACCCCCCAAGGGUGUCAGCAAGCAGCUGCCUGAGUACAAGGCGGUAGUGGUGGGCGCGAGUGGCGUGGGCAAGAGUGCGCUCACCAUCCAGCUGAACCACCAGUGCUUCGUGGAAGACCACGACCCCACGAUCCAGGAUUCCUACUGGAAGGAGGUGGCCCUGGGCCACGGGGGCUGCAUUCUGAAUGUCCUGGACACGGCAGGGCAGGCCACCCAUAGGGCCCUGCGUGACCAGUGUGUGGCGAUCGGGGAUGGUGUUCUGGGGGUCUUCGCCCUGGAUGACCCCUCGUCUUUAGCCCAGCUGCAGCAGAUGCGGGCCACCUGGGGCCCUCACCACACCCAGCCCCUGGUCCUUGUGGGCAACAAGUGUGACCUUGUGACCACCACCGGAGACGCUCGUGCGGCCGCUGCAGCCCUUGCGAAGAGCUGGGGAGCCCCCUUCGUGGAGACCUCAGCCAAGACGCGGCAAGGUGUAGAAGAGGCCUUCACCCUGCUCAUCCAUGAGAUCCAAAAGGUCCGGGAGGCCAUGGCAAAAGAGGCCGUGGCAGGGCCAGGUGGGGAGAAGGGCCGGCACGAGAAGGCCAUGUGCCGCUGCGGCUGCUCCGUGGCCUAAAGAUCUUGGUCAAGAAAAGUGGCCCUCCCCCAGGCCAGGGUGGUGGUUCCUAGACAUGCAACCUCGGAAGCAGCUAGCUGUGUGGGGACACUGUUGGUGUACUGGGGAUAGAUGAAUCCCUCUCUCUCGGGGAGUUUUUUCUUUGGUGAUGGGCAUCUGAUAAUGUAGGGCAUAGUACU
This is a messenger RNA of Prionailurus viverrinus (fishing cat), 950 nucleotides long. RefSeq names its product ES cell expressed Ras (gene ERAS). Gene Ontology annotation, biological process: Ras protein signal transduction. Gene Ontology annotation, cellular component: plasma membrane. The transcript has 2 exons. Bases 70 to 771 code for a protein of 233 amino acids. Gene Ontology annotation, molecular function: GDP binding; GTP binding; GTPase activity. Lineage: Eukaryota; Metazoa; Chordata; Mammalia; Carnivora; Felidae. The record is from RefSeq and is a predicted model, not a curated record.